AUGGUUGCCUUUCCCGCCAACAUUCGAGAUUUCUUGACGUUCCUUCCUCUCCCACCUCUCCUCGGGCCAGAUCCGUACAUAGGGGCGACAACGGCUGCCUAUACCACCCAUGACAUCUUGACGUCUCCGUCGGAUCGACCACUCCUAAGCCGAUUAGAUGAUACUCUCCUCCCUAGACUGGCAGAGUAUUUGACUUCAACGGUGGCUGACUCCGAUAUUGACGAUGUUUCUUGCGAGUCGAUGCGACAGACCCUUCAUACUAUGCGAUUCUUGGAGCUCGAGGAUGAAAACAGCGUGAGCCUGUAUGGCCAAUAUGCUACCAGAGAGCGAGAACCUGUCGUUGAUGCCAUAUCUAACGCUGUCCAUCUCGAAAGCGCAUUCACUCUGGUCCUCCAACCUGUCAGGAAACUCCUGUUUUCACAAAAGGGCGACUUUACUAUCACACCUGUCCGAGAAAACGAGAAGGCGCCGCUACCAUGGCCAUCAAGGUUAGUCCCCACCGAGUGCUGUCCUCUGUCGCCAUUUUACACAGUCUAGUUUGCGCUGCCAAUGAUUACUUCUCGCGUAUAGUACGGGUUUUUUUUGCCGGGUACAUUGCAAUUGCCGCCCAACUAAGUGAGACUUUCAUCAUCGCUGGGCUCGACAAGCAUUUCAUCGAUCUCUUCUAGUCCGGUCUAAGAGUGCGUUGCGCCCGGGAUAUAUCCACCUUCUAUCUAUAUUCAAACUUUCCACAGCACCCCUUUGCAUCCUGAUCCAAACAAAGUGCUCACACAGUUCGACGCUAAUAUCCAACGAAAGCCUUUCCUGGCCAUACUUGUUGGAAUAAUAUG
Molecule: messenger RNA, 830 nt
Organism: Guyanagaster necrorhizus
Lineage: Eukaryota; Fungi; Basidiomycota; Agaricomycetes; Agaricales; Physalacriaceae
Exons: 1
Coding region: 1-537 (178 amino acids)
Source: RefSeq, a predicted model, not a curated record